Messenger RNA from Hemibagrus wyckioides, 639 nucleotides. Its product is annotated as FRAS1-related extracellular matrix protein 1-like. The transcript has 6 exons. The record is from RefSeq and is a predicted model, not a curated record. The coding region runs from base 1 to 639 and encodes 212 amino acids. NCBI's taxonomy places the organism in Eukaryota, Metazoa, Chordata, Actinopteri, Siluriformes, Bagridae.
AUGGCCACUGGAAUGAUGAAGACUGAGGUUGUUGUCCUCAAAGUCCUGGCAUCUUCUUUUCGAGUGCCCGAAAUCUUCAUGAAGCAGAAUCCAACUGGAGAUGGUCCAUCUCUGAUUGCCUCGGGAUACUCGCAGGAUACACUGAUCCUGAUUAAGGAGAAUCUGACCUGGAAAGAUGCUCUGAAAUACUGCAGGAACCAUCAUCAUGACCAACAAGUAGAGAAGCGGAGCAGCGCAAUAAAAGUAUUUCCGUUCACCUGCCAUGAGAAUAAGCUGAUCCUGAUUAAUGAGACUCUGACCUGGAAAGAAGCUCUGAGAUACUGCAGGAACCAUCAUCAUGACCUGGUCUCAGUGCGCACUGAGGAGAUGCAGCUCUGGGUGAAGGAAGUGGCUCAAAACGCCUCCACUGAACACGUGUGGCUCGGCCUGCGUCACACCUGUGCUCUGGGCUUCUGGUACUGGGUGAAUGGAGAGAUGAUCUGCUACCAGGACUGGGCUCCGGGCAAUGGGACAGGGUUUGAAGACUGCAGCCAUGAGGAGAGAACCGGAGCAGUGCAGUCUGGUGGAGAGCAGAAAUGGAUCAGCCUUCCUCAGAGCAAAAAACUCAACUUCAUCUGCUCUACCUAUGAAGAUAACUGA